AUGACCGUCGCCAGCGAGUUUGAAGUUGCCAACCAGCAGUAUGUUGCUGGCUUCGACAAGGCCGACCUGCCUAUGCCUCCUGGGCGAAAAGUCUUUGUUCUGACUUGUAUGGAUGCUCGUCUGGACCCAGCCAAGUUCCUCGGCCUGGAAGAGGGCCACGCCCACGUCUACCGCAAUGCCGGAGGUCGAGCUGCCGAGGCCCUGCGCUCCUUGAUUAUUUCACAGCAAGCCCUGGGAACCCGGGAAGUCGUCGUUAUCCACCACACCGAUUGCGGUAUGCUUCUCAUCAAGGAGGAAGAAUUCCGCGACGCCGUCAAGACGAACACAGGCGAAGAUGUCAGCCACGUUUCGUUUUUGCCCAUCAAGGAUCUGCAGGAGAGCGUCAAGAACGACGUCCAGUUUCUGAGGAAGAAUGCCGCGAUUUUGGACGUGCCCAUUUCGGGCUACAUUUUUGAUGUCAAGACGGGCAAGAUUAACAAGGUUGAGGUUUGA
Trichoderma virens Gv29-8 is the source of this 492-nucleotide messenger RNA. RefSeq lists its product as uncharacterized. Bases 1 to 492 code for a protein of 163 amino acids. The record is from RefSeq and is a predicted model, not a curated record. The transcript has 3 exons. Gene Ontology annotation, molecular function: zinc ion binding; carbonate dehydratase activity. Lineage: Eukaryota; Fungi; Ascomycota; Sordariomycetes; Hypocreales; Hypocreaceae.